CAGUGGGAAAAUGUUUUGUAUGUUUCCUCUCAAAAGACUUGUGUUGCCACAAACAGUAAGUUACUGACCAUUAGUACACAUGAUACAUGUAUAUUGACGAAUUGUUUUAGUAUGUGUUUAAUAGUCAAAAGUAGGUCACAGUCCGUCCGUUUCCUGGAACGACUAGUAUUUCCAAGUAUUUCCCUGCAUUGUUAAAAUGUGUUAUUCCAGGAAAAACAAACGCGCAUCUUUUCAUGCGGUGUGUUUAUUGGAACAAGUCAACUAUAUUUUAAAUAUACAGAAAGCUAAAAGUUGCGUUACUUCAUCGCUGGAGCCAGUAUUCCAAUGUUCACAAGUCUGCCAUGCAGAUUCUCUCACAGCAGAGAAUGAGCACAUCAGCAGAUAACAUUGACAACUUCCUGUCUGUGACAUUCGGUUCCCCCGAUCUUGCCGCACACCUGUCUGAGACAAAGUGCAAGACAUUCUGUGAUUUCUUCAAGAGACUUUCACUGGAUGAAAAAAACGUUUUUCUCAAAACAAUGGCACAGCGUUAUGGUAUUAAUCAGGAUAGCGUGUUACAGAAUGCUAGAAGUGUUAUUCAGUGUCAGGACAGAGGUGAUGCGUGUCUGCUGAAGUCCGAAGAGCGUCUGAAGUUGUCUCUUGUCCCACGCUAUCAGCAACUGUUCACACAGAUCGGCCGACUGGACGGUGGAGUGAAGUUCCUCGUCGAUAUGAGGGCAGACAUCCUGGCGAGUAUGACUGCAAUGUCGUCGGAGGUGGACCUGUCGUAUUUCCAGGCUCUCAACUACUCGCUGAAGGAGCUGAUGGUCAUCUGGUUUUCUGUCGGCUUGCUGCAGCUACAGCGCAUCACCUGGGAGUCGUCCUGCGAUCUCGUCCAAAAGAUAAGUGACUAUGAGGCCGUUCACCCUAUCCGGAGCUGGUCGGACGUGAAGCAGCGGGUUGGUUCGUACAGGCGAUGUUUUGUCUUCACUCACAACGCCAUGCCGAGGGAACCAGUAGUCGUGCUGCACACUGCACUAACCAGUGAAAUAUCAUCUUCAAUUCAUUCAAUCAUUCAGUCACAGGGUUUGCGGAGACAGAGUGUCAGUCAGGCACAACGAAGUCCAGAAGCCCCGAUGUCUGAUAAUCUAGUCGAAGAGAAAGAAGAUCCAUCGAAAAUAUCAGCAGCUGUGUUUUACUCUAUCACGUCCACACUGAAAGGUUUGUCGGGAGUAGACAUGGGUAACUACCUAAUAAAGUGUGUUGUGCGGGAGCUUCAGUCAGAGCAUCCCCAGAUCAACCAGUUUUCUAGUCUCUCACCCAUCCCUGGAUUCAGGGACUGGCUAAUUGGGGAGGUCAACAAACACCUACAUUUAACAGGUAUUGGUGAACUGACCGAUGACCACUUGCUGACCGAUGAAGAGUGUGGUCAGCUGCAUCCUUACCGCCAGACAGACUCUCAGAGUGUUUUAGAGACUUUUAAAUUUUACAUCCAGACUCACCAGUGGAUAACAAACCCCGAUUUAACUCACAUUUUAAAAGUGCCGCUCAUGAGACUGUGUGCGAGGUAUCUGUACAUGGAGAAAAGAAGAGGGUAUGCUCUUAACCCCGUAGCAACAUUCCAUUUGCGUAAUGGAGCCGUGAUCUGGCGCCUCAACUGGAUGGCCGACACCUCGAUGAGAGGACUCUCCCAGUCGUGUGCAGUGAUGGUCAACUAUCGGUACUUCCUGGAAAAUACCGAAAAAAACAGUCGCAACUACCUAGAAAACCACAUCAUAGAAGGAUCCAAGGAAUUCAUCGACUUGGCCACAGGCAUCAGUCCCAGUCCUACAUAGUGAUCAAGUUGUUUGAGUUAUUCAGGCACAGUGUAGUCAUGUGGUAGAAAACCACAUCAUUGAUUUGUUCAGUCACAGUGUAGUCAUGUGGUAGAAAACCACAUCAUUGAGUUGUUCAGUCACAGUGUAGUCAUGUGGUAGAAAACCACAUCAUUGAGUUGUUCAGUCACAGUGUAGUCAUGUGGUAGAAAACCACAUCUUUGAGUUGUUCAGUCACAGUGUAGUCAUGUGGUAGAAAACCACAUCUUUGAGUUGUUCAGUCACAGUGUAGUCAUGUGGUAGAAAACCACAUCAUUGAGUUGUUCAGUCACAGUGUAGUCAUGUGGUAGAAAACCACAUCUUUGAGUUGUUCAGUCACAGUGUAGUCAUGUGGUAGAAAACCACAUCAUUGAGUUGUUCAGUCACAGUGUAGUCAUGUGGACAAAUCAAUGAAAAAAAAAAUCCUGAUAUAACUUUUUUCACAUUUUUCAUAUAGAUUUACAAAAUUCAAGUGACAUCCCACAAGUAUUUAACAGAACAGUCUAGUCAAAACAUACUUUCAACAUAAACAAACCUUUUCUAAGAAGUAUUGACCUUUGACCUGCUCUUUAUCUGUUUCCAACAUCUAUUAGUCAGGAAAGAGAGAUCGCCUGUCAAACUGGUAGUUCCAUUUUUUAAACUCGUCUGUCAGAAUUUUUACUCACAAUUGGUGAGCGUGCGAGUACAUUUUUAACCCUUGCAUGUCAAAUCAACUGAUAGUGCCUUAGUUCAAGUCCAGUGAAAAGGGUGAGUAGAAAAGCACAUGGGUAAAAGUGUGAGUGGUUCCUUCAAAUGACAGCCGGCACUGUGAAACCAGUGUGUCCUGCUGUGUCUUAUGCCACUGUGCCACUGACUUCUGUCAUUACAGAACAACUCGAAGAAUCUAACUUGCAAGACAGAAACCACCGUGUCCUGCUGUGUCUUAUGCCACUGUGUCACUAACUUCUGUGGUACUGAACAACUUAAAGAAUCUGACUUGAAAGACAGAAACCGGUGUCUUCUGCUGUGUCUUCUGCCACUGUAACUAACUUCUGUCAUCCUGAACAACUGAAAGAAUCUGACUUGAAAGACAGAAACCGGUGAAUUCUGCUGUGUCUUAUGCCACUGUGUCACUAACUUCUGUCGUCUUGAACAACUGAAAGUAUCUGACUUGAAAGACAGAAACCAGUGUAUUCUGCUAUGUCUUAUGCUACUCUAUUACUGUCAUUACUUAACAACACAAAGUAUCCGACAGAAAUGAGCUCCACCCAAGUGUCUGUCCUGGUGUGGUUGUUUUGUGUGUUUAUCAUCAGUGUAUCUAUCUCUCCAUUGUUCACACUGUGUAUUUCUCACCUCCAUGUUUGUUCUGUUCGUGUGGAAGCUGUAAGACACAGUAUGUUGUAGCUCUUUAGGGUGGGUGGAGCAUCAUGAUGGCAACAGAGAACCAAGUGUUGUAGACAUUGAACAAUUCUGUCUGAGAAGAUGACAAUCAGAAAAUACUAGUUCAGCAGAAAGAGGUAUAUGGAUACCUCUAUCCUCAUUGAUCUCUUCAUUGUGUUUUUAACAUAGGUCAGUUAGUGCAGUCCUUGAUGUUACAUAUUGUUAAUAUAUAUAUUUAGCCAUAAUGCAGUUUGCAUGGUCUUGUAUAAAUGGGAACAUUCAAGAAUCGGUGAGUUGUUACUUGCAGUACUUGUUGUUUUGUUCAAGUACAAUGGAAGACUAAUUAAAUAUUGUGUCUACUU
Gigantopelta aegis is the source of this 3553-nucleotide messenger RNA. RefSeq names its product malonyl-CoA decarboxylase, mitochondrial-like. The record is from RefSeq and is a predicted model, not a curated record. The coding region runs from base 342 to 1814 and encodes 490 amino acids. Gene Ontology annotation, biological process: malonyl-CoA catabolic process; fatty acid biosynthetic process; positive regulation of fatty acid oxidation. The transcript is spliced from 10 exons. NCBI's taxonomy places the organism in Eukaryota, Metazoa, Mollusca, Gastropoda, Neomphalida, Peltospiridae. Gene Ontology annotation, cellular component: mitochondrial matrix; peroxisomal matrix. Gene Ontology annotation, molecular function: malonyl-CoA decarboxylase activity.